Molecule: messenger RNA, 685 nt
Organism: Eruca vesicaria subsp. sativa (arugula)
Lineage: Eukaryota; Viridiplantae; Streptophyta; Magnoliopsida; Brassicales; Brassicaceae
Source: the annotation of a GenBank genome assembly
GAAAGAUUCCUUUGUAUCAAGAACUGAGUAAACAUAACAAACAAACAAAAAAGAAAAGAAAAAUAAUGGCAUCAUGGAAGAAAACAAUAGCAACACCAUUCAAAAAGGCAGCAACACUCUUCAACCAACCGCAGCAAUCGCCUCGAAAGGGAUGCGUCGGUGGAAAAAUGGAUGCGAAAGCGAGGGAAGAGCUCGAGAGGAGGAUGGUAAAAGAGCUUCAAGGAGAAGUCAUGGCUUGUGGAUACGACGAUGUUCUCGUCAUGUGGUCUAUUCUCGACAAAUCUAACUCCUCCAAUAACCUCACUUCUUAAACCCAAUCCAAACACCUAAAAAAAUGGUUUCCUUAUCUGCUUUUUGUACAUAUAUAUAUUAAAAGCGGUAUAGGCCUACGCCUUAGGGAUCACCUCCUUCUUGUUCCGUGGUCGUGGCUUUUUUAAGGUCUAGUAAACCUUUUUUCGACGAAUUAUCGUCGAGAAUUUAGAUGUUGUUCUUUCCUCUUUUGAUGACCCACAUGAUUCUGUUACGUUGGGAUUUUUUUUUAAAGAGAAAAGGUUUUCUUGAGUUCUAUAUCAUUUUUAUGAGAUGAUUAGCAUUAUGUUAUCUGUUUAGGAACCCAAGAACUAGUUCUCCAUAAUGUAAAAGCCAUGUGUUGACCCCAGUUGCACAUGAGUUAAAUUAUUAAUCA